This is a messenger RNA of Closterium sp. Naga37s-1, 3456 nucleotides long. The record is from the annotation of a GenBank genome assembly. NCBI's taxonomy places the organism in Eukaryota, Viridiplantae, Streptophyta, Zygnematophyceae, Desmidiales, Closteriaceae.
AUGGGCACGGGGGGGAGGACUGGGGGGGGAGGGGGAAUGGGCGGGGGCAUGGGCAGGGGAAUGGGCGGGGUGAGGGUUGGGGAAGGCAGGAUGGGGAAGGGGGAAGGGGAGAGUGGGGGGAUGGGGGAGAGCCGGAUGGGGGAAGAGCGAGUGGUGGGGGGCGGGGAGGAUGGGGGGAGAGAAGAAGGGGAGGUGGGGAGUGGGAAGAGGGGGACUGGGGGAGAGGGCGAUGGGGACGAGAGGGGUGGGGGGGAGGACCAUGGGGGGAAGAGGGACCGUGGGGAGGGGAAGGGUCUGGGGCAAGAGAAGGAUCAGGGGGGUGGUGGGGAGAAACAGCGGAGGGAAAAUGGGACGGUGGGUGGUGGGGGGGAAGGGGGGCAGACAGGGGAAGAGGAGGAUGGGGAGGAGGAGGAGGGCGAGAAAGGGAAUGGGAAGGAGGGAGGCGAGGCAUGGGAAUGGGGGCAGACAGAGGGAUGGGUAUGGGCAUGGGGGGAGGAGGGAUGGGGGGAGGGAUGGGAGGGGCGGGUGGCGUGUCGGCGUGGCAGCAGCAGCGGCCCUUCCCCGGUUGGCCUGUUCCACUUGCGAGUGCUCAUAGAGCGGCAGCACCGCAUCACACAGCGCCUGCACUCUGGUGCAUGGGGGGACAGUGGCAGCAGCACCACUGGCAGCAGCAGCAGCAGCAGCAGCACUGGAAGCAGCAGCAGCAGUAGCAGUAGUGGGGCGGCAUGGUGGGAAGACAUGGUUAUGCUUCCCACUGGUGGGCGGGCGGCGACAGCUGGCAUCUUGCUCCAGCCAAUCAGAGGCGAGGGGGGAAGAGUGGUGGUAGAGGAGGCGAAGGAAGAAAGGUCCGGAAAGCGCGUGAGAGUGGCAGGCAGCGGCAGGGGGAGGGAGCGAGGGGAGGAAGAGGAGAGGGAGGUCGAGGAGGAGGAGGAAGGGGAGGGUGGAGGAGGAGGAGACACGGAGGGUGACGAAGUGCUGUGGCGGCGUUUGGCUCUAUUCACCUCUCUGCUGUGCUUCCUCCUCCCUCUAGUGCUCGCCAAACACAUGGACCGGAUCGCUGCCUUCCUCCACCUCGACCCCCCCAAAACCGAGCAAAUGCCCGUCACCCCCGCACUGCACCACUUGUCACCGCACCACACCGCAGCACAGCAGCACAGGCGAGGCGGGGCGGUGGGCCAGGCACAGCAAGGGGCAGCGGGGGGCGGUGUGAGCAGCCCAGACCUAGCCCAUGGCAUCCGGCAAGGCGGGGGGGCGGCGGGCAAUGGACAGGGGGGUGGUGCAGGAGCCCAUGGGCAGACGCAGAUCCAUGGGCAGGGGAGCCAUGGGCAGGGGGAGGAGGUGGCAGCAGCGCCAUUCAGCAAGCGCCUGGCGUACCGAGUGGAUGUGCUCUUCUCCACGCACUCCUAUGUCAAGAGCCUUGCGCUGCUCACCGCCACGCUCGUGCUCAUCGCAGUGGGCGGCCUGGCCCUGUACGCUGUGAGUGGCAAGGAGCGUCUUGUUCUGGCCGACGCCACGUGGCGCGCCUGGACCUACGUGGCAGAUGCGGGUAACCACGCGGACAGCGAGGGCGUGGGCCCGCGCGUGGUGAGCGUGAGUGUGAGCAUCGGCGGCAUGCUGGUGUUUGCGCUGAUGGUGGGGUUGGUGUCGGAGGGCAUCUCAGAGAAGGUGGACUCGCUCCGCAAGGGCAAGAGCGACGUCAUCGAGCACAACCACACGCUCAUCCUCGGCUGGAGCGACAAGCUCGCGUCGCUGCUGAAGCAGCUGGCGGUGGCGAAUGAGAGCAUGGGAGGCGGCGUGGUGGUGGUGAUGGCGGAGAGGGACAAGGAGGAGAUGGAGAGUGAAAUCUCCAAGAUGGAGUUCGCCUUCAAAGGCACCUCCGUCAUCUGCAGGUCUGGCUCUCCCCUCGUGCUAGCCGACUUAAAGAAGGUGUCAGUGAGCACGGCGCGCUCACUCAUCGUGCUGGCCGAGGCGGAGAAGGCCGAUGCCGCGGAUGCGCGCGCGCUGAGGGUGGUGCUGUCGCUCACGGGCGUGCGGGAGGGGCUGAGGGGACACAUUGUGGUGGAGCUCAGUGACUUGGACAACGAGGCGCUGGUGAAGAUGGUGGGAGGGCAGCAGGUGGAGACGGUGGUAGCACACGACGUGAUAGGGCGGCUCAUGAUCCAGUGUGCGCGGCAGCCCGGCCUGGCGCAGAUAUGGGAGGCGCUGCUGGGGUUCGACAACUGCGAGUUCUACGUCAAGCACUGGCCGCAGCUCGCUGGGAAGCCCUUCAGCGACGUGCUCAUCUCGUUCCCGGAUGCUGUGCCGUGUGGCGUGCGCAUUGCUGGGGAUGGAGGGAGGAUCUGGCUCAACCCGGACGAUGAUUACGUGCUGCAGCCCGACGAUGCAGUGAUGGUGGUGGCGGAGGAUGAUGAUUCGUACGCGCCCGGUCCGCUGCCCCAUGUGCGCCACGCCAUGCUGCCCGACGUCGUCGUGCCGCCCAAGCUGCCCGAAAAGAUCUUAUUCUGCGGAUGGCGGCGCGACAUUGACGACAUGAUUGUGGUGCUCGAAGCCUUUCUUGCCCGCGGCUCGGAGCUGUGGAUAUUCUGUGAGGUGCCGGUGGAGGAGCGGGAGGAGAGGCUGAUGGAGGGCGGGCUCAACCCGGGUGACCUGGAGAACGUGGCGCUCGUGCACCGCGUGGGCAAUGCUGUCAUCCGCCGCCACCUCGAAAGCCUCCCACUUGAGACGUUCGACUCGAUCCUCAUUCUAGCCGACGAAGGCGUGGAGGACUCGGUGAUCAACUCUGACUCGCGCUCGCUCGCCACGCUGCUGCUCAUCCGAGACAUCCAGUCCAAGCGCAUGCCCUACGAGGUCUGCUUCUCCGGCGCCCCUGCCCGCGGGCCCCCGCGCAACGCACACAUCGUGCCCGGCGCUGCCGCCGCCGCCGCCGCUUUCGCUUCUGGCGGCCUGGGAGCAGCAGCAUCAGGGGCAGGCGCAGGGGUCGGGGCGGGGGCUGAUGGUGCUGCUGGUCCCAGUGGAGUCGGGAACGGGAACGGGGGCUCGUGGAUCAGGCAAAUGCAGAAGGCGUCGCAGCAGUCGAUUGUGAUUUCCGAGAUUCUCGACUCGCGGACAAGAUCCCUCGUGGCCGUGUCCAAGAUCAGCGACUAUGUGCUCUCCAAUGAGCUGGUGUCUAUGGCCCUCGCAAUGGUGUCAGAGGAUCGGGAGAUCAACCGCGUGCUGGAAGAGCUCUUCUCAGAAGAGGGCAACGAGAUGUACAUUCGCCCGGCAGAGCUCUAUUUAUACGAGGGCGAGGAGCUGAGCUUCUUUGAGGUGAUGGUGCGCGCGCGGCAGCGCCUGGAGAUUGUGAUUGGCUACCGCCUGGGCGGCGAGGAGGUGGCGGUGCUGAACCCGCCCAACAAGAGUGCCGCCCGGCAGUGGUCGCUCAGCGAUGCCUUCAUCGUGCUCUCUUUGGAGGAAUAA